ACAGCAUCUUGCCCCCCCACGUUCGACAUCACUUCAAGGCUACAUGCGGAAUCAACCAUGGCACAGGUGAACCCGAUUGUUUUUAUUCCGCCCACGGUGCUUCUACUUGCCAUUAUCGGGAUACUUAUCUACCGAUACUUCGACACUGUUCAAGAUACGUACUACAAUAUCCUUUAUCGUAUACGCGAGCGGAACCGCGAUGGAACAGCAGUAGGGGAUGAGGAAGAGGAGGAGUCAUUCGACGAGGAAUCUGAGGAUGUCGAACAGGAGGAGAUAUACGCACAUGAUCAGCUCGGUGGGGACGACGACGACCAGGAUGAGAUUGAACCACAAGGAUCGACCACAUCGGCCAGGCUUAGAAUGCAUCAUGAAAUGGUGCAGCAGAUGCGCGCUCGUGCCGGAUUCGCACCUGAACCCUUCCCGGGCGACGAGGACGAGAAUGUAGGGGGAGGAGACGGAGACGAGGAGGGUGAGGAGGGCGAGACAGAGGACGAUGGUGGUGUGGGUUCCUCCACUGGGGCUAUGGCAGGCGCAUCCGCAGGCCGGAUCAAGAAGAUUGGCAAGAAGAAGGCCGAGAAAUUGCAGCGCAAGGAGCAGAUGCGUGCUUAUCGAGAGGUAACCACUGCUGCAUCUCCUCAUAUGAUCGUUCGUUUGACAAUGUUAACAUCCCAGACGCCUUUAAACUCACUGGAUGUCAAUCUGAUUGCAACGAUACAAUUUUCUAUUGUGAUAUCUUUUAAUGCCGUUAGAGAGUCAAAUCCUUCCGGCUCUCGACACUUGCCAAACAGCUGGGCAGGACUGAAGCACAGCUGUUGAGGGAUCUUGCGGUUGUGGCACAGGACGAAGACCUUGAAGCAGGCGCUCAGGAUACUGCGGAGGGAUCAGAUGUACCCCGAAUAACACUGGUAUCAAGUUUAGCGGUCGCUUCGCCGCCUAGUAGUCCGUCCAUAUCGACACGAUCAUCCCACGGCAGAUCGUCGAGACCGCAGCUGUUGGUCCUGUAUGAUUCGGGGUCAGACCGAUAUGUUGUGCUGAAUGAAUCCCAAUUGAAGCAGUUUUCUGAGACAGUGAAAAGCAAAGGGCGGGUCAGCAAGGAGGAGCUGAGUGUAGCAAGUGAAGGCAUCUUCCGGCCAACGCCGUCAAUAAAAUAGAGCUGUGGCCAUCGAUGGCUAUGGUCUUGCUCUGGCUCACUCUUUUGCAUGCUAUGCAUUGGGAU
This is a messenger RNA of Gamsiella multidivaricata, 1216 nucleotides long. RefSeq lists its product as uncharacterized. The coding region runs from base 58 to 816 and encodes 252 amino acids. NCBI's taxonomy places the organism in Eukaryota, Fungi, Mortierellomycota, Mortierellomycetes, Mortierellales, Mortierellaceae. The record is from RefSeq and is a predicted model, not a curated record. The transcript has 3 exons.